Suillus bovinus is the source of this 660-nucleotide messenger RNA. RefSeq lists its product as uncharacterized. The transcript has 4 exons. The record is from RefSeq and is a predicted model, not a curated record. Bases 1 to 660 code for a protein of 219 amino acids. NCBI's taxonomy places the organism in Eukaryota, Fungi, Basidiomycota, Agaricomycetes, Boletales, Suillaceae.
AUGCUCCUCAAAUUUUCAAAGUCGGAUAUCCUGAACUCAGCUCUCGUUUAUCCUGAGACCGGUGCUCUUGGAUAUACCAUCCUUACCAGGUCCCAUUUUAUUCGUGACAGUAAUAAGGAUUCAAACACAGAGAGCGAGGACGAAGAUGGGGAGAGUCGCAGGACGACUAUAUAUAACAAACUAGGGGAGGUCAUCGCUGAGAUCGGAUGGAAGGGCAAGCAGCCAAUAGAGAUUGUCAUCGGCAAGGAAAAAAUCAUCGGAGCGAAAGGGAUGUUUGGGUGCUCGAGUGCCAUACUAUCUCGCAAUGUCCUUGGCAUACCUACACGCUUCGACACAGAAUAUUUCUGGAUGGCAGCACCAGAUGCACUUACACUUCUUGACUAUGAUUCAAAUCAGACAAAAGGUUCCUUCCACGCCAAUAGUAUGCGCGUGGGCGAACGCUUCAUUGCUGCUCCCAUACCCAGCCUGGGACAUGACUAUCUAGAGUUUGAAACGCAUCCCCUCGCAUCAACAGAGGAACUCCUCGUUUCAUUCAUCUUGAUGGAAGAACUCCGCCGAAGUCGCUUCAAUCUCCAUACAGACUCAUCAGAUCGUUCGAAACUCUGGCGGAGCACACCGCUCGCCAAUUGGGGGCGACGAUUACGACGGAGAUCUAUUUGA